CUCAGGUCUCACCUUAAGCCGCCCCUGGCUUCCUACAAUAGUUCACAGCCUCUCUUUAUAUUCUUCUUGCUUCUAUUUCAAUCUAUGUUUCUCUGUUCCUGUCAAAGCCUUCCUCAGUUUUUUUACCUUUUCAAUGAUGAUCAAAACCAAAAUGAUGACGCUUUCUGCUUCAGAUCCAAGGUAUGAGAGCAAGUUUUCUGUUGGUGGACAAACAAAAUGAUCAACUGUGUUAUCAGUUGUUCUCAUCACUUCAAAGACAUCUUCUCUGUCAUUCCGUAUCCAUAUGACAUAGAAACUACUUCACUUGUAGAGAUGGUGGUCCUCAAGAAAGGAUCAACUGGAUUAUUUCGCCUUCUAUUCUUCUUCUUUUUCUUCUCCUUCUUCUCCUUCACUCUCGGGGACUCCGCAGGCAAAGAAAUAGACCUUCUUCUAUCCUUCAAAGCUUCUGUCCGCGACCCGUUUCGGUUAUUUGCCAACUGGGAUCCAUCAGUCUCGUUUUGCCAUUGGCAUGGCGUCGCCUGCCUCGACAAUUCAUCGGUAUCUCAUGUCAUCGGAAUCGAACUCAGCGGCAAGAAUAUCUCUGGAAACAUUUCUGCAUCAAUUUUUCAGCUUCCCUUUGUGGAAACCAUCAACCUCUCCAACAACCAGCUCUCGGACAAAAUCCCGAUCGACAUGGCGUCGUGCUCGUCGCUGCGAUCCCUCAACCUCAGUAACAAUAAUUUAACUGGUCAACUUCCAAUCAGGUCCAAUUCUCUCUCACACCUUGAGGCCUUGGAUCUAUCAAACAACAUGCUGUCUGGCGAAAUUCCUACGGAAAUCGGGAUGCUUUCGGGACUCAAAGUUCUUGAUCUUGGUGGGAAUUCUUUGGUGGGAGGAAUUCCGAAGUCUAUUUCAAAUAUCACAGGCUUGCAGUUCUUGACCUUAUCUUCUAACCAAUUAGUUGGUGAAAUUCCAAGGGAAUUAGGCCAAAUGAAGAGCUUGAAGUGGAUCUACUUGGGAUAUAACAAUCUGUCGGGCGAAAUCCCGAAGGAAAUUGGUGAGUUAACUUCUUUGAAUCACCUUGAUCUUGUCUACAACAAUCUCACAGGAGAAAUCCCACCAUCUCUUGGAAAUCUCAGUGAUCUUCGGUAUCUCUUUCUCUACCAAAAUAAGCAUACCGGUUCCAUUCCUCCAUCCAUUUUUGGCCUCCGCAAUUUGGUUUCACUUGAUCUAAGCGAUAAUUCGCUUUCCGGGGACAUCCCGGAACUCGUAAUUCACCUCGAAAAGUUGGAGAUUCUUCAUCUCUUCUCCAACAAUCUCACUGGAAAAAUUCCGAACUCUCUAUCUUCUUUGCCUCGUCUUGAAGUUCUUCAGCUAUGGUCGAAUAGGUUGCACGGUGAGAUUCCGAAAAACCUUGGGGAACAAAACAAUCUCAGCAUAGUAGAUCUUUCCACCAACAAUCUCUCCGGAGAAAUCCCCCAAACCUUAUGCAACUCCGGCCGUCUCUUUAAGCUCAUCCUCUUCUCAAACUUCCUCCAAGGCGAAAUUCCUAAGAGCUUAGGUCGCUGCAAAAGCUUACGGCGAGUGCGUAUUCAAAACAACUGCCUCUUCGGGAAGCUGCCGCCGGAAUUCACCAACCUCCCACUGGUCUACUUCCUUGACCUAUCGGCUAACAAUUUAUCCGGUACAAUCAGUGACUGGAAAUGGCAUAUGCCGGCGCUUCAGAUGCUGAACUUAGCAAGAAACGGAUUUGUUGGGAACUUGCCGGACUCCUUUGGUACUAACAAGUUGGAGAACUUGGACUUGUCAGAGAAUCAGUUUUCCGGGACAAUCCCUUCUCGUUUUGGAAACUUGUCAGAGCUAAUGCAACUGCAGCUGAGCAGAAACAAGCUCUCCGGCGAAAUCCCUGAUCAGUUAUCUUCUUGCACGAAGCUUGUGAGUUUAGAUCUCAGCCACAAUCAGCUGAAUGGCGAAAUCCCACCAAGUUUAUCCGAAUUGCCUGUACUCGGCAAGCUCGACUUGUCGGAGAACCAGUUAUCGGGCAAAAUCCCACAAAAUUUAGGAAAAGUGGAAUCACUAGUUCAAGUGAAUAUCUCUCACAACCACUUCCACGGGAGUUUACCCUCCACCGGAGCCUUCCUCGCCAUCAACGCUAGUGCAGUUUCCGGCAACGAACUCUGCGACGGCAACGAAAGGAGGGGCUUGUCUCCAUGCAAAACUGCCAAGAAUCCCAUUUGGUGGUUUCUCGUCACUUGUCUUCUCGUGGUUUUGGGGUUGCUUGCACUUAUUGCCUUAGCCAUCGUUCUCAGUCAGCGGUGUAAAGAAACGGAGCUUAGAAAAAGAGUGGAAAACGAGGAUGGAAUAUGGGAAGCACAGUUUUUCAAUUCCAAGGUGUGGAAAGCUGUAACCAUCGACGAUAUCGCAACGUCGGUACGAGAAGAAAAUGUUGUUGCAAGAGGAAGAAGAGGGGCAUCGUACAAAGGAAAGUCUGCGAUUGCGGACGUGCAGUUUUUUGUAAAGGAGAUGACUGAGUUUAACUCAAAUAUUCUCAGCAGUACGUGGACGGAGAUGACAGAAUUCGGCAAGCUCCGACAUCCAAACAUAGUGAAGCUAAUGGGAAUCUGUCGGUCGAAGAAGCUUGGGUAUUUGAUUUUCGAGUUCGUAGCGGGGAAGAAUUUGGGUGAAGUACUGAAGGAUUUAAGUUGGGAUCGCCGACGAAAAAUUGCCACUGGGAUUGCGAAAGCUCUACGGUUUCUGCAUUCUUAUUGCUCACCGAGUGUUCUCGUCGGUGACAUGUCGCCGGAGAAAGUUAUGGUUGAUGGAUGUGGUGAGGCUCGCCUGAGAUUGAACCUUCCGGUGAUGGUUUGUAUGGAUUCCAAAUCCUUCAGUUCUUCGCCGUACGUCGCCCCAGAAUGUAGAGAAACCAAAGCAAGCACAGAGAAGAGUGACAUAUAUGGAUUCGGGCUCAUUCUGAUCGGAUUACUCGCCGGAAGAAGUCCGGCGGAUGCAGAGUUUGGCAUCCACGACAGCAUCGUUGAAUGGGCCCGGUACUGCUACUCAGACUGUCAUCUCGACACGUGGAUAGAUCCAACGAUCAGGGGACAUGCGUCAUCCAACGUGAUUAAUCAGAAUGAGAUGGUGGAGACCAUGAACUUGGCUCUCCACUGUACCGCCACCGACCCCACUGCUCGACCGUGCGCCGCCAACGUCUCCAAAACUCUUCAUUCAAUUAUGAAGUCCUCGAGAUCAUCAUGCGUCUCCGGAGGCCUCAAAUUUUCUCCUAGUUUUUGCUAGCUGAUGAUCAUAUCCCCAUGAUUUUGUUCAAUAUCUUUUCUUCUUCUUCUUCUUCUUCUUUUUUUUUGGUUUUUUCCAGUUUGAAUUUAAGAUCUAAUUAAAAGAGUGUUACUGAGAUGUUUUCUUUGAUGUUAGAUAUGAUGGUGAUGACAUGCAUGCUGCUACUCAUGAGUGUAAAAAUGUAGAUAACGCUAAACUCCUUUGUAUGAAUUACAGCUUUUUAUCCGAGAAUAAUUCAUUUAUAUUUAUUGUAUAUUUAUUUUUAUCUUUCCUU
Malania oleifera is the source of this 3547-nucleotide messenger RNA. RefSeq names its product leucine-rich repeat receptor-like serine/threonine-protein kinase SKM1. NCBI's taxonomy places the organism in Eukaryota, Viridiplantae, Streptophyta, Magnoliopsida, Santalales, Ximeniaceae. Gene Ontology annotation, molecular function: ATP binding; protein kinase activity; protein binding. The coding region runs from base 217 to 3273 and encodes 1018 amino acids. The transcript is spliced from 3 exons. The record is from RefSeq and is a predicted model, not a curated record. Gene Ontology annotation, biological process: protein phosphorylation; hormone-mediated signaling pathway. Gene Ontology annotation, cellular component: plasma membrane.